Beta vulgaris subsp. vulgaris (sugar beet) is the source of this 1518-nucleotide messenger RNA. Its product is annotated as UDP-glycosyltransferase 89B2. The record is from RefSeq and is a predicted model, not a curated record. Gene Ontology annotation, molecular function: UDP-glycosyltransferase activity. Bases 52 to 1476 code for a protein of 474 amino acids. The transcript has a single exon. Lineage: Eukaryota; Viridiplantae; Streptophyta; Magnoliopsida; Caryophyllales; Amaranthaceae.
ACACACCAACCUAGACGGCUAGACCUAGUGACCUACCUCAUAACAACAACAAUGGCGGUCGAACUCCAACCCACCCACAUCUUAAUAAUACCAUAUCCAGCACAAGGCCAUUUAAUCCCCAUCUUAGAUCUCACCCACCACCUCGCUUCCACCGGCCGAUUCACCAUUUCUGUCGUUACAACUCCUAAGAAUCUCUCUAUUCUCUCUCCUCUUUUAUCACUUUUCUCCGACGUUAUUUCCCCUGUAGUUUUCCCUUUUCCGGCAACCGAUGGAAUUCCUGCCGGAAAAGAGAACACUAAGGAUCUUCCUCCGGCGAGUUUCCGGCAUAUGAUCCCUGCUCUCGCCAAACUCGAAGAUCCCAUACGUCGCUGGUUCGGAUCUCAAUCUUCUCCUCCUGUGGCUAUUAUUUCUGAUAUGUUCUUGGGUUGGACCCACAGACUUGCAGUUAAGUUGGGUAUUAAACGCGUCGUUUUCUCACCUUCUGGGGCUAUGGGUUUGUCCGUGGUUUACUCUCUUUGGAGAGAUAUGCCUAAAAAACCGGAUCAAGAUGGAAACGGUGACGUUUUGUUUAAGGAUGUACCGAAUUGUCCGAAAUACCCUUGGUGGCAGUUGUCCCCGGUUUAUAGGUCCUACGUGGAAGGGGAUGCUGACUCGGAGUUGAUUAAGGAAGGGUAUUUGGACAACAUGGCAAGUUGGGGGCUUGUGGUUAACUCAUUUGAUGACUUGGAAGGUGUUUAUAAAGAUCAUUUGAUGAAUAGUUUGAGUAGUCAUGAUGAUCGUAUUUGGACUGUGGGACCCUUGGCUUCUCCACGUGGACACGAAGAUCGAGGUGGGGUUAGUUCGAUCGAGGUUAGUAAGAUAUCCUCUUGGCUUGACACGUGUCAAGACGACGAGGUUGUGUAUGUGUCGUUUGGGACUCAGGCUUUACUUACAAGUCAACAAAUGGAGGUGAUCGCACAAGGACUAGAGAGGAGUGGUGUUAAAUUUAUAUGGGUUGUGAGAGAUGUGAUGGUUCAAGGAGAUCAUGGUAACAUGGACUUACUUGAAUUUGAAGAACGUGUAAAGGGUAGAGGUGUGGUUAUUAAAGGGUGGGCUCCGCAAGUUACGAUAUUAAGUCAUCGUGCUGUUGGCACGUUCUUGACUCAUUGUGGAUGGAACUCGACUCUUGAAGGGAUUAUGGCUGGUGUAAGGUUGCUUGUUUGGCCAAUGGGGGCUGAUCAAUUCUCGAAUGCCACUUUGCUAGUGGACCAUUUGAAGAUUGGAGUUCGAGUUUAUGAGGGAUCUAAUAUAGUUGCUGAUCCAUGUGAGUUGGCUCAAAUUCUAGUCAACUCAGUGACUCAAGAUCAAGAUGGUAGGAAAAGGAUCAAGAAAAUGCAGAAUAAUGCUUUAGAAGCCUUGAGUGAAAAUGGGAGUUCUUCCAAGACCUUGCUUAGAUUGGUUAACAAGUUAUGUGAGUUAAAUGUGAAGGAAUGUUAGCUACUAGCUAGCAAAGACAUUAAUCUAUUUUUUUUAUCUAUU